AUGGCUAAAAGGAGACAAAAGACUAGAACCCAUGUUAAACCCGAUGCUGAGGAGCAAAAGAAGGUCCCAAAGUCAAUGGUGAUCCGCGUGGGACAGACCUCGAUGGCAAACCACUCGCUCAACCAGUUGGUGAAAGACUUCAGGCAGAUCAUGCAACCACACACCGCGAUCAAGCUAAAGGAGCGAAAGUCCAACAAACUUAAGGACUUCGUGGUCAUGUGUGGGCCGCUGGGCGUGUCGCACCUUUUCAUUUUCACGCAGUCAGAGAAGACAGGCAAUGUGUCGCUAAAGGUGGCCAGGACGCCACAUGGCCCCACUGUCACGUAUCAGGUCAUGGAUUAUUCGCUAGGAAAAGACAUCAAGCGCUUCAUGAAGCGCCCUAAGGCCUUGGGCAAAGAGGACAGUCUAAGUCCACCACUGUUGGUACUUAAUGGAUUUGGUAUUAAGCCUGUCGAGGGCGAUAGUGAGUCAGUGGAAAAAGCCAACGUUGAGAAGGUUGUGAUCUCGAUGUUCCAGAAUAUUUUCCCUCCUCUGAACCCUGGCAAAACGCAACUGAACUCUAUAAAACGUGUUUUCAUGAUAAACAAAGAUCCAGAGACCGGCGAGAUUAGUAUGAGACAUUAUGCGAUCGACAUUCGUGAAGUUGAUAUUUCCAGGAACUUGAAGCGCCUCUAUAAAUCGAAGAGCAAGCUUAACAAGGCGGUUCCUAACCUUCACAAGAAAGACGACAUCGCUUCUUUGAUCUUAGAUCACGAUGUCGGGGCCUACACCUCAGAGAGUGAAGUGGAGGAUGACUCGAUCGUGAAGGUAAUGGAGAAAAACGGCAAGAGUUUGAAAAACGCCAAGUCGGAAGCUUCAAACAAUGCGCAGGGCUCCCACCAAGAUGCUGCUGAGGCAUCAGCGCCCCGUAAAAAGGCCAUUAAGUUGACGGAAGUUGGCCCUAGACUAACGUUGAAACUCGUUAAAAUCGAAGAAGGCAUUUGUUCCGGAAAAGUAUUGCACCACAGCUAUGUUAAGAAGACUAGUGCGGAGAUACGGGCUUUGGAAAAGAAGCAUGCUCAGCGCAUGAAGCUAAAGGAGGAAAGAAGAAAGGAACAAGAAGCCAACCUUGCCAGGAAGAAAGAAGCUAAAGACGCUAAGAAGCAGCGCAAGCUUGAGAGGAGAAAACAAAGAGAACAAGCUGGCGAGCCGGCCGAAGGCCAAGGCUCAGACGCAGACGCAGAUUCUUCAGACUCCUCCAGCAGCGAUGAGGGCGCAUACAGCGACGUUCCAGAAGAUCUGGAUAGCGAUUUGUACAGCGACAUCGAAUAA
Lachancea thermotolerans CBS 6340 is the source of this 1311-nucleotide messenger RNA. RefSeq names its product Brix domain-containing protein. Gene Ontology annotation, biological process: rRNA processing; ribosomal large subunit assembly. The coding region runs from base 1 to 1311 and encodes 436 amino acids. Gene Ontology annotation, molecular function: rRNA binding. Gene Ontology annotation, cellular component: preribosome, large subunit precursor. The record is from RefSeq and is a predicted model, not a curated record. The transcript has a single exon. Lineage: Eukaryota; Fungi; Ascomycota; Saccharomycetes; Saccharomycetales; Saccharomycetaceae.